Molecule: messenger RNA, 923 nt
Organism: Microbotryum saponariae
Lineage: Eukaryota; Fungi; Basidiomycota; Microbotryomycetes; Microbotryales; Microbotryaceae
Source: the annotation of a GenBank genome assembly
AUGGUAAGCCGCAACAGAGCAGCAAUUCCAGAAUGAAUCCAAACUGAGCCUGGACUGUUCUCGCGCAGUCCAACACACUUCGACCUUACCUGGCCUGUGUUCGGUCGACGUUGACCGCCGCGUUGACGCUCGAGGCGUUCCCUUCCCAAGUCUCGGAACGACACAACGUCGCCGAAAUCGAAGCAAGGUGCGCACUCGAGCUGUAACAUCGUACUCUAUCGGGAUCGGCUGACACCAAGCCCUGCCUACUCUCUCUUUCUCUCUCUCUCUCACCCGUCGCUCCUCCCCACCCACCUCCAGAUCCACUCCCGAAGUCCUCCUCACCCCCCUCGUAAUCUCCCGCAACGCGUCCGAACAAGUGCUCAUCGAACCUUCCAUCAACUCGGUCCGACUCUCGAUCCGCAUCAAACAAGCCGACGACAUCGAACGCAUCCUAGCCCACAAAUUCACCCGCUUCCUCAUGAUGCGCGCCGAAGCGUUCGUCGUCCUCAGGAGGGUUCCCGUCAAAGGGUACGAUAUCAGUUUUUUGAUUACGAACAAGAACGUCGAUGAGAUGAUGAAGCACAAGUUGGUCGAUUUCGUCAUCGAGUGAGUGCGGUCCGAUCCAGCCGAGUUGGGGGUGGGUUGUGCGGCGGUGGAAGAAUAGAUCGACUGACACUCUCUCUCUGUUCCGUCCAUAGAUUCAUGGAAGGUGCGAUCAUCGCGAUCAAACAACGAAGGCCGAAUACUGUAUACUGACACCUUGCCCCCCCCACCUCACCGACUAUGCAGCCGUCGACAAGGAAAUCUCGGAAGCGAAACUAUCGCUCAACGCCCGGGCUCGUAUCGUCGCAGAGUCCUUCUUGUCCACAGUCAGUCGACAAACUAUCGUCUUAGGCAAGUUCAUAAUUGCUGAGUCUGUUCUUUCUUCCCAGUUCGCCUAA